AUGAACGCAGGCUGGCUAGCAGUAACGCAUGCAGGCUCGUAUGGACACUGGCUGGCUGGCUGGCUGGCAGGAACGCUGUCUGGUAGGAAUGCUGGCUGGCCAUCAGGAACAGAGGAAGGCAGGCAGGAACGCAGGCUGGCUGGCAGGAACUCAGGCUGGCUGGGUGGAUCUCAGGCUGGCUGGCAGGAACGCAGGCUGGCUGGCAGGAACACUGCCUGGCUGGCUCGCUGGCUGGCAGGAACGCUGGCUGGCAAGAAUGCUGGCUGGCAGGCACGAAUGCAGGAUGUCUCGCAGGAACACAGACUGGCUGGCAGGAACACAGGCUGGGUGGCAGGAAUGCAGGCUGACUGGCAGGAUCGCUGGCUGGCUGGCAGCAACACUGGCAAGCUGGAAGGAACACAGUCUGGCUGGCAGGAACACAGGCUGUCAGGUAGGAAUACUUACUGGCUGGCUGACUGGGUGGCAUGGACGCAGGUUGGCAGGGACGCUGGUUGGCUGGCAGGAAUGCUGGCUGGCAGGAACGGUGUGUGCCGGCAGGAACACAGGCUGGAUGGCAGGAACACAGGCUAA
Messenger RNA from Schistocerca nitens (vagrant locust), 570 nucleotides. RefSeq names its product circumsporozoite protein-like. The coding region runs from base 1 to 570 and encodes 189 amino acids. Lineage: Eukaryota; Metazoa; Arthropoda; Insecta; Orthoptera; Acrididae. The transcript has a single exon. The record is from RefSeq and is a predicted model, not a curated record.